AUGCUCGAGGAUGCUGAGAAUUGUUGCGAGGAGAAGAAAGUGUGGAGAGUUUUUUCUCCAAGUUGUAUUAUGAUGUAUGAAACUCAGCCGUUCUUUCUAAAUGAUACAGUUUCUAAUGCUCAUGUGCCUCAACAAGCCAAAGAAAAGGACGGAACGAAGUCAUGGAUCAUAAUAGUCAUUGUAGUAAUCGGAACAGUAGUAGCAGCUCUACUCGCUUCGAGCACAUACUAUUUAUGCUGCUUAAAGCAUAGAAAAAAUAGAAGAAAUUACCGGCAAAAUCUUAGUCCAAUCUUUUCUCAAGAUCAGUCUGACAUCGAGGAGACUGGAAAUACUGACCUAUCAAUGAUGCCUUUGAGUACCAUUCUGAAAAGUACUAAUAAUUUUAGUGAUGAAUAUAAAUUAGGGAAAGGUGGAUUUGGAACUGUCUACAAGGGUGUUUUAGCUGAUGGAAGGGAAAUUGCUGUUAAAAGGCUUUCAAAAACAUCGGUUCAAGGUGUGGAGGAAUUAAAAAAUGAAAUAAUAUUGAUUGCCAAAUUGCAGCAUCGAAACCUUGUGAGACUAUUGGCUUGCUGCAUUGAGCAAAAUGAAAAGCUUCUUAUCUAUGAAUACUUGCCUAAUUCAAGCCUUGAUUUCCACCUAUUUGAUAUGGUGAAGAAGGGUGCACAACUAGAUUGGAAACAACGAUUAAAUAUUAUUAAUGGGAUUGCAAAAGGACUUCUAUAUCUUCAUGAAGACUCUAGGCUCAGAGAUAUUCAUAGAGACUUGAAGGCUAGCAAUAUACUAUUAGAUCAUGAAAUGAAUCCAAAAAUAUUAGACUUUGGACUGGCAAGAACAUUUGGAGGAGACCAGGAUGAAGCAAGGGUCCAAAUCCUUGACGAGCGCCCUAAUAUAAAACCACAUUUUUCCCCUUUAGUAAGCGAUACCUUUUUUUCCUUACCUUUUCGCAUCAUUUGCUUAGAAGAAAACAAAUAA
Lathyrus sativus (Indian pea) is the source of this 972-nucleotide messenger RNA. The record is from the annotation of a GenBank genome assembly. Lineage: Eukaryota; Viridiplantae; Streptophyta; Magnoliopsida; Fabales; Fabaceae.